Trichosporon asahii var. asahii CBS 2479 is the source of this 858-nucleotide messenger RNA. RefSeq lists its product as uncharacterized. Bases 1 to 858 code for a protein of 285 amino acids. The transcript has a single exon. The record is from RefSeq and is a predicted model, not a curated record. Lineage: Eukaryota; Fungi; Basidiomycota; Tremellomycetes; Trichosporonales; Trichosporonaceae.
AUGCGCGGUCUCAGUUCGCAAGCAGCUCCUUCCCUCGACCCCAGAUUCUUCCCGCACAUCACCGAAAGCAUCUUGUUCUUCGCCGACUACGCCUCCCUGCUCUCAGCAAGAGGAGUGUGCGUAUCUAUGUGCACAUUGGCCGACAAAGCCCUUUCCGGCGACACAAUCAUCCUCAAAACUGGUCUGCGCGGACGACUGCUCUGCGAAGGACCUCUGGGAAACCUGCCGUUCUUCCACCCUAGAAGCAAACGGGCCUUGCAAUUGAAGGCCAUGGCCAGCACGCAGCGCGUUGUCAUAACCAAGACCGUUUCCGUAACAGAAAGACUCAACAGUCUGCUCAAGGCACUUCCAGCAACUUGUCAUGUCCGUAUCGAGCAUGGCGAAGUCCGUGACCAGGGCUUCUGUUUGCCUGAGAUCGCUAGCCUCACCAUCACCAGUCUUCCUGUUUCCUCGAUCCCGUCCGAUAACUGCAAUUGCAGCCGACUUUGGAGCAGAGAUUGGAGACACAAAGCAAAGCAGGUGCUCGUUGAGUGUUUGGCUCAGAAAGGAACUUACUAUUGGGACACUCCGGCAUUCGGACGUUGCCAGCUCAUAGCUAGAGCCUUGAACGCCCAUGUACAACUCCUUGAGCUUCACAGCUAUGAAGCCCACGGAUUUGUCGCUGAUGCUCUCUCUUCUCGCUGGAGGGCUAGCUUCUCCCAUUAUGAUCGUGUUCAUCAUCGUAAUCCAGGCCUCGCAAUUGUGGUCCGGCUGAAGGGACCCCACAAUGGGGGUAACUCUAUUGCGGAUGACUUCGCCCGAAGCUUCGAGAUCGACAGCUCGCAAGUCCGCGUCUACAGUACCCAGGAGCAGCAGUGA